Molecule: messenger RNA, 1298 nt
Organism: Colletotrichum navitas
Lineage: Eukaryota; Fungi; Ascomycota; Sordariomycetes; Glomerellales; Glomerellaceae
Exons: 2
Coding region: 307-1197 (296 amino acids)
Source: RefSeq, a predicted model, not a curated record
UGCCGCCGCCGCCGCCAUAAGCAUGUUGGGCCACAUUUCACUUUCUUUUGUUACUGUUCCUCCUCAUCCUCGCGCUGCCACCUGCUGAAUUCACCGUGGUAAUCUUGCGUUUGCAUUACAUCUGAACACCGCCUAAGCCCACUUGAUCCUUGCCCGCCCAUUGCUUCGCCUAUCGCGCUGCUCGUUCCUACGAAUUAUUCUGCUCUGCUUUUGAGACGCCUCUGGUCUUGGGGGCUGUAUACAGACGACCUUGACGCAUUGUCGUUACCCACACAGAUCUGCUUCUUUCUCGACGGGAUCACCAUCAUGCUGUCGAGCCUGACGACCAAGAUCGCCCUCAAGAAGGUCGGGCUGAACAGUAAGAGCUUCGACUUCAGCGGGGGCUCUUCAGACACCAAGGGCAAGAGCGGCCCGGGCAAUGACGACACCGUGGACGACCGCCAGGGUAGCUGGCCGGCGUGGAUGUCGAUGAAAUCUCUCCCCAUCACCGUGGCGCCGUGGUUCACCCCGCCGCCGCCGCCGGUGCCCGUCGCCGAGGUCCCGAAGAUCGGCGACCUGGCCCCCUUGGACCGCGACAGGAAACUCGAGUUCGGACGGGGCCGGCCCGUUCUCGUCGUCUUCCUCCGCUGCGUCGGCUGUGCCUUCGCCCAAAAGACCUUUCUUGCACUGCGGGCGCUGGCGAACAAGCACGCCAACAAGCUCACAUGCAUCGCCGUAUCGCACUCGUCGUCCGCCGCCACGCAGAAGUGGAUCGACAUGUUGGGCGGCGCGUGGAACGUCCAGAUCGUCAUCGACGAGGACCGCGCCAUCUACGCCGCCUGGGGCCUAGGGCUGGGGUCCGUAUGGUACGUAUUCAACCCGACGAGCCAGGUGCAGGGGUGGAAGGAGAAGGGAUGGCUUGGAGAGAAGGUCGCGGGCGCGAUCCAACGGACCGGGACGGGGGCCGCGUCGCCGAGUCCUGCACCUGUCCAGAGACGGGGGACAGGGAGCACCAACCAGAAGGGCAGCAUCACACCGGCGGGCGGCGCAGCGGCAGGGGAAGAGAUCGAGGGACCUAGCACGGUCUUGGGAAACAAGUGGCAGACGGCGGGCGCAUUCGCCGUCGAUGGGAGGGGGACGGUCGUUUGGGGCGGCAAGGCGUUACGGGCUGACGAUCCGAUGGACUUGGAGACCGGGGCCCAGAUCCUGGGCUUGUAGAUGCCGGCUGCCAUGUGAUGGAAAAUUGUCACACUUGAUCAUCUACGGGAACUGGGUUGGACAGAGUGGCGUUGGCGAAGCCUGGAUUCGGGAUCGGCACC